Molecule: messenger RNA, 1621 nt
Organism: Equus caballus (horse)
Lineage: Eukaryota; Metazoa; Chordata; Mammalia; Perissodactyla; Equidae
Gene: MMAB
Product: metabolism of cobalamin associated B
Molecular function (GO): corrinoid adenosyltransferase activity
Source: RefSeq, a predicted model, not a curated record
UUUUUUUGCACAUGGCUGUCCAGUUUUUCCCAGCACCAUUUAUUGAAGAGAUUUUCCUUUCUCCAUUGUAUGUUCUUGGCUCUGUUGUCGAAAAUUAACUGUCUAUAGAGUCGCAUUUUAGUUUUGAGGUCUACAUUAAAGGUGUUGUGUUGCUAUUUGGAACUGCCAGGCUCUGAACCCCGUUUUGCAAUUUUUCAUUUCCGAGUAUACUUGGAACCUCCUAGAAAGGAAGAGGCCCAGGCUUCUUUCCCCCAAAGUGGCGUGACUUGGUAGAAUAGAGGGGAAAGAGUGUGGGUAGGCUUGAGCUAAGAAUUUGGGGCCUGGAGUAAGAUGGUGUUGGGCAUGAAUCCAGCCCUCCUGUUUCCUCCCUGGGUGACCUGGGAAGGUGAGUCCAUCACGUGAGCUACCAUUUCUACAACAGUAGGAUGAACGUCGGAGGCAGCGCCUACCUUGGGACUGUGGGAAGAGUCCAGGGAUCAUUCUAAGAGAUAAUGCCAGUAAUCCACUUGCACAGUGCAGGGACUGUGGAAAGUGACUGAUAAAUUCCUUCAGUGAAUUGUUAUCGAGCAUCUGCAUUGAGCAGUGCACUGCAUCAGCUACUGUGCAGAUACAGAUGUGGGCAAGACACAGCUUGGGAGCCCACAAAGGGCUUAAAACUAAGAGGGAUGGAGGAGAAAGAUGUCCACGAGAUCCAAGCAGAGGCAGGCCACAGCCUUCCUCGAAGACACCCAAGGUCCCCAAGAUUUACACCAAAACAGGAGACAAAGGGUUUUCGAGCACCUUCACUGGAGAAAGGAGACCCAAAGACGACCAAGUGUUUGAAGCCGUGGGAACUACAGAUGAAUUAAGUUCAGCCAUUGGGUUUGCUAUGGAGCUAAUCGCAGAAAAGGGACACCCGUUUGCUGAAGAGCUUCAGAAAAUCCAGUGCUCUCUGCAGGACAUCGGCUCUGCCCUGGCGACACCACGCUCCUCGGCCCGAGAGGCUCACUUAAGACACACGGCGUUCGAGGCAGGGCCCAUCCUGGAGCUGGAGCAGUGGAUCGACAAGUACUCCAGCCAGCUGCCGCCCCUCACAGAGUUCAUCCUGCCCUCGGGAGGCAAGAGCAGCUCGGCGCUGCAUCUCUGUCGGGCCGUGUGCCGCCGAGCUGAGAGACGCGUGGUGCCUCUCGUGCAGAUGGGUGAGACGGACGCAAACGUGGCCAAGUUCUUAAACAGACUCAGCGACUACCUCUUCACGUUAGCCAGAUAUGUGGCCAUGAAGGAGGGGAACCAAGAGAAAAUAUACAAGAAAAACGAGCCUUCGGACAGAGACUGAGGCCCUCGGCAGUGAUGGAGAGGGGAGCUCUGUAGACCCUUCCAUGGUGGCGUCAGAGAAGAGAAGAGGCUGCCCCUGGUGUCCUGAUCCCUGGCUACCUCACCCAGAGAGGCUGGAAGCCAGGCUUCUGUCCGGCCUCAGCUGCCCCUCAGACCUCUCCCUGCCCGCACGGAGCUGUGGCUGUGUCAGAGUUCUGCCUGACUCCCGUGGUCUUAGAGGAAGUGGGCAUGACUUCAGUGUUGCAGAAAAGAAGGGUGAAGUGAUUGUUGCCACGUAGAGAAAAGAAUAAAAGUGGGAAAGGCUUGA